Alligator mississippiensis (American alligator) is the source of this 4979-nucleotide messenger RNA. It is a transcript of the gene TARBP1, whose product is annotated as TAR (HIV-1) RNA binding protein 1. Gene Ontology annotation, molecular function: tRNA (guanine) methyltransferase activity; RNA binding. The record is from RefSeq and is a predicted model, not a curated record. The transcript has 30 exons. Gene Ontology annotation, biological process: tRNA methylation. Bases 19 to 4752 code for a protein of 1577 amino acids. Lineage: Eukaryota; Metazoa; Chordata; Crocodylia; Alligatoridae.
CCCCCCCCGGACGUCGCGAUGGAGCACGUGCUAGCGGACGCGCUGCUCGCGCGGUGCCGGGACCCGUGCGAGCUGCUGCGGGAGCUGGGGGCCGGCGCGGGCGGGAGCGCGGAGACUCUGGAGGCGCUGGGCUUCCUGCUGGGGCGCCUCCAACCGCCGUCGCGGGGGGAGGGGGACGGGGAGGCGCUGGCGCGGGCGGCGACCGAGGUGGCGCUGGGCCGCUGCCUGCCCCUGCUCCGCGCGUCGGGCGGGGACGCGGAGGAGGCGGCGCGGCGGCGGCGGGCGGCUGCCGGGGCGCUGCGGCAGUGCGUGCGGCUGGGCGGCGGGGCGCUGGCGGCGCGGCUGGCCCGCGAGGCGCUGGGCGAGCUGGCUGUGGGGGCCCCGGCGGCGGAGGCGUUGGCGGCGGCGGCGCCCGCGCUGGCGGCGGAGCCGGCGCUGCAGGAGCAGGCGGCGGCGGCGGCGCUGGCUCUGCUGCGGGGCAGCGAGGAGCAGGCGGCGGCGGCGGGCGGGCUGCUGCGGGCGCUGGGCGCGGGCGGCGCGGCGCUGCAGCGGCUGUGGGCCGGGCUGCUGCCGCCGGCGGGGGUGGGCCCGGCGGCCGGGCCGCGGACGCUGCUGGCGUUAUGCGCGUUGGCCGACGCGCUCUUCCCCGCCGCAGGGCCCGGGCAGGCAGUGGAGCCGCGCCUCAGCGCGGGGUUCUGGCGGGCGCUGCAGGGUGGCCUGGCCGGCAGCGACGGGCUGGGUCGUAAGCGGGCCCGCUACCUCCUGCGCCGCGCCGUAGAAGCGUCCGAGCGGCGUCGCCAGCACUGCCCCGGGCCCCCCGCUGCGGCGGACGAACCAAGUCUUUUCUGGUGGUCUGCUGAAGAGAAUGAAAAACUUGUGCAAUUUUGGGAAAAUUUUAUUUUAAUAAUGGAAACCUUAGAAGGAAAUCAGAUCCAUGUUAUAAAGCCAGUCUUGCCAAAGUUAAACCGUUUAUAUGAAUUGUCAGUAUCGGGAAAAAAAGGCUGUUGGUUGUUUCACCCUUCAUGGCAUAUGUGUAUUUAUAAAAGAAUGUUUGAGAGUGAAAACAAAACAAUAACAAAGGAAGGAGUCAUUCACUUUUUGGAUCUUCAUGAGGCAAAGUGCAUUCCAGAUUCACCAGGGUUUUCAGAGUUUAUUAUCGGGCCAUUAAUGGAUGCACUUUCAGAAAGCUCUCUCUAUAGCAGAUCACCAGGGCAAUUGAUAGGAGCCUGUCCUCCCAUAGGAAUAAAAUUUCAGAAGUUUUUGGUUGUGUACCUCACACUCCUUCCAGAAGAAGAAAAAAGCAGUUUUCUGUUAAAAUUUAUUCAGAAGAUGACAAGCAGACAUUGGUGUGCUGUUCCCAUUUUGUUCCUAUCUAUGGCACUGGCAUGUAUCCCAGCAUGUAAAGCAUUGGGAACGGAAGGACUUCAUGCACUAAGAGAUGUCCUGCAGUGUACUAUGAUUACACAUCAAAUUCUCUUACGGGGAGCUGCUCAGUGCUAUCUUCUUCAAACAGCUAUGAAUUUAGUAGAUGUGGAGAAAGUGUCACUUCCAGAAGUUUCAAGUUACCUUGCAUCUCUUAGACCAGAGGAAUCCUUAAGGAGGGGAACGAUACUGUGGGUGGAGCUUUGCAGUUGGCUGUGCACUAAUGACGGCCACUUCAGAAAGUCCAUAAAAUGUGAUCUUGAGCAUCAAGAGAGAUCAUCAUUAAGUACAUAUGUACUUACUCUUGUUGAAGAUUACCUCAAGACACCACCAUCUGGAAGGGAAAGUUGCUUUAUGCCUGACUGGUUUGAAGCUAAGCUUGUUGCUACAAUGAUUCUGCUGGCUGCAGAUGUAGAGGAAAUGAAGAAUAAACACAGUGAAAAAAUCAACACAAAAUGGAUUGAAUUGAAGGCUUUCUUGUACCCUCUUCUGGAUGUUUUGCUGAAACUUGGCACUAAUGUUUAUAUACCAACACUGAAAGCUGAUAAAAGCCUACAAUUGCUGUUGAAGUUAUUACAGACCUGUUCGUUAAAAUGUUCUAAUCCACAAGAUGAUGGGGUAUUAACUUUUCUCUGGAAGUGUGUUGAGACUUCUGUAGACAGUGUUUUGGAUUUUGUUCUCCGAAGGCUUACUACAGGUGAUUUAAACUCUGUUUCAGAUUUGGAUCGUUGUAAUUUAUACUUGGCUUUAGUAUCAGAGCUGGUAAAUUUAUCAUCGAAUAUUGGUUGGAAAAAGGGACCAUCCAUCUGGAAUUUCACCUCUUCUUUGACAAAUGCCUCUAUUCAUAGUCUGCAGGAGGCAAGCAGUGAACAGGAACCAAAACUUGAAGAACAGAUUCAGAAGGUAGUUAGUAUGGCAUCACUAACUGUGGUGUGUGAGAUUAUUGAUCAGAAACCUGAACUGCAACUUGAAUCUCUGCAACCUGUUGAGACCCUAAAAAGAUUUAUUUCUUCUGCUCAACUUAAUCAAGUAUUAAAGAAGCCAUCUUCUAUUGAAGAAAAAAGUAGUUUAUUUGAAGAAUCAACUUCUUGUCAAGGAUGGGGGAAAACAGUUGCCUGCUACAUACAUGAUCAGUGGGUUUGCCUUCAUUUUCUUUUAAAAAAGUAUCAGAACCAUAUACCACAAUCAGAAGAUGAGACUUUGGAAUUAUCUUUGCCUGCAGUUCAGAGACCAAGAAGAACUUUCCAGUCUGCUUUGGAAGCUCUAACUGUUCUUCCUUCUGAGCAGGUUUUACCUGUGUUUCAUUGCAUGAAAGUACUUAUUCCCAAGCUUCUGGUUUCAUCUGAGACUCUCUGCAUUGAGGCAUUUGAUCUGGGUUGGAAAAUUAUAUCCUCUCUGAGCAACACACAGCUAAUAUUUUGGUCUAAUUUAAAAGCCUUUGUUCAAGUUGUUUUUGAUACUGAGGUUCUUGCUGUUGCAGCAAGUAGCAAAGGUCAAGCAUAUGCAAAAAUAAGAGAGAUGAUAAGCAGACUAGUUGAAAUGUCCACUACAAGGACGGGAGUCUUUAAUACAGUACUUAGCUAUUGCUGUCAGUCUUGGGUACUUUCUACUUCUGAUGACACACACAUUUCAGAGAAUCCCUUCUUGAAUGCUGGAGAAUACAGUGAACUUCUUAUGGAGGCUUGUAUCUUUGGAACUGUAUUCCGGCGAGAUCAAAGACUUAUUCAGGAUGUACAUGCCUUUGUAGAAAAUCUUGGAGAUAAAUGUGCAGCAAAUGUUGUCACAGAAAGUACAAACCGAGAUGAGCAUUAUGUGCGAAUUUGUGUCAUCAAAUUCCUGUGCUUGUUGGAUGAAUCAAAUAACUUGCACAAGAUGUUUGUAGAAGACAUUGUCACCAAACUCCUUGAUAAAGAUGAACUGGUAUCCAAAACUAGGACACGUUAUUAUGCAAACUCUUUACAGCACAGAGUUAAAAACCGGUUGUGGCAGACACUGUUGGUUCUUUUACCAAAGCUAGAUCAGAAUUUUUUGACUGAGACUCUUGACAAGAUUCUUCAAGCUGGAUUUGAGAACAAUCAAGCAUCUGUAAAAUACUUGAUAGAAUGGAUUAUCAUCUUGAUUCUACACAAAUACCCUCAGUUCCUUUCAAAAUUCUGGGAUUGUUUUUGCUAUGAUGAAGAAAAGCUUAAAACUAGCAUCUGUACAUUUUUAUCAGUGUUGUCGCACUUCGAUAUUAUUCUUCAAAAUACCUUGGAGAAGAAACCAGUUCUGAAAAAGGCCCUUAUUGUUGUUCUACAGUGGUGUUUCAACCACAAUUUCAGUGUUCGGCUUUAUGCAUUAAUAGCUCUUAAGAAGAUCUGGGGCAUGUGCAAAACACUGCAUGUAGAAGAAUUUGAGGUAUUAACACCAGUAAUUGAAUCUAGUCUCCAUCAAGUGGAAAACAUGCAUGGCACAGGGAAUGCUAAAAGGAAUUGGCAACGAAUCCAAGAACAUUUCUUUUUUGCAACAUUUCAUCCACUUAAGGAUUAUAGUCUAGAGACGAUAUUUUACACCCUUCCACGCCUUUCAGAACUUGUUGAAGAUGAAUGGAUCUCACUUUGUAAAUUUACCAGAUUCACUAGCAUUCCUUUGCCAUCAACAUAUCAGUGGUAUCAUUCUCGAGCUGAACUUCUUGACCUAAAGCCAAGUGACUGGUCUCAGCAAGACAAGGGUUCAAAUUCAGUUGAAAUGGAUAACCAAACAGAAUGGACUGAUGUUCAGAAAAAGAUUAUCCCUUGGAAAAAUAGCAUUCCUGAUUUAGACCUGGAACUGGUAUUUCAGGACCGUGCUGCUAAACUUGGUAAAUCAAACAGUAGACUGAUUGUAGUGGCUUCACUUAUUGAUAAACCCACAAAUUUAGGAGGCUUGUGUCGUACAAGUGAAAUAUUUGGGGCAUCUGCUCUAGUUGUUGGCAGCCUUCGUUAUAUACAUGAUAAACAGUUUCAGCAGCUCAGUGUUUCUGCGGAACAGUGGCUUCCCCUUCUUGAGGUGAAACCAUCUCAGCUUGUAGAGUAUUUACAGCAGAAAAAGAUGGAAGGCUACACUAUCAUAGGGGUGGAGCAGACAGCCAAAAGUUCUGACCUGACAGAAUAUUGCUUUCCAGAGAAAUCCUUGUUAUUGCUGGGAAAUGAACAUGAAGGAAUCCCAGUAAACCUGAUUCAGCUUCUGGAUGUGUGUGUGGAAAUUCCUCAACGGGGUAUCAUUCGCUCACUCAAUGUUCAUGUAAGUGGAGCUCUGCUGAUUUGGGAAUAUACAAGACAACAAAUGAUCAAGCAGAAACAACUGAAAUAGCUGGAAGAGUCUUGUGCCUUACAGUGCAGCUGGAUGGAUGGCUCUUAUGGUGCUAUAAAAUAUUUUUAAAUACAUGGAAUAAUUAAGCUCAGGGUGAAUGAGUGUGUUUUUAAAUUACGCAUGUCUUACUAUUUUCCUGUAUUGUGCGAACACUGUUUUUUAAAUGCCUUAACAUAUGAUCUGAUUGUAUACUCCUGUUUUAUUGGUAAUAAAUAUUCUUAUUUGUA